Heterobilharzia americana is the source of this 1923-nucleotide messenger RNA. Lineage: Eukaryota; Metazoa; Platyhelminthes; Trematoda; Strigeidida; Schistosomatidae. The record is from the annotation of a GenBank genome assembly.
AAACUUCGACGUUAUCGCUACGACUCCGUUUGUGUCUGAAGUUUCUAUCAGAUGGUCAGGUUGCUCACUGUUAAUGGAAUAAGAACAACUUUCAGGUCUGUUUCGCGGUGUUUAUCAACUACUGGUAGCGUUAUUACAUCAUGUUUUAUUUGCAGUCAACCGUUUUAAGGCCGAUGUCGUUGUUAUUGGUUCUGGUCCUGGUGGUUAUGUCGCUUCGAUAAAAGCUGCACAGUUGGGUUUGAAGACUGUUUGUGUUGAGAAGAAUGAUACUCUUGGCGGGACGUGUCUUAACGUUGGUUGUAUUCCUAGCAAAGCACUCCUGAACAAUUCUUAUUUGUAUCACAUGGCCCAUUCGUCAGAAAUGCAGAGUCGGGGGAUCGAUGUCGAAGGUUGUAGGUUGAACCUGCCGGUUAUGUUGGGCGCUAAAGAGAAAGCUGUAUCAAGUUUGACCGGUGGAAUAGCCUAUCUAUUCAAACAAAAUAAGGUUGGUCAUGUCAAAGGUGUUGGCUCAAUUGUUAAUGCCAAUGAAGUUUUGGUUAAAAAAGAAGAUGGAACUGAAGAACGACUCGAAACGGAACGUAUUCUCAUCGCAACAGGUAGUGAAGUCACUCCAUUUCCCGGGAUUGAGAUUGAUGAACAAUCUAUUGUCUCGAGCACUGGUGCACUUUCUUUAACUAAGGUUCCUGAGCAUCUUGUUGUCAUUGGAGCAGGAGUUAUUGGUGUUGAGUUGGGUUCAGUAUGGAAGCGACUGGGUGCCGAAGUCACAUGUGUAGAAUUCCUUGGUCAUGUUGGCGGUAUGGGUAUCGACAUGGAAAUUAGCAAAAAUUUUCAAAAAAUUCUAACAAAACAAGGCCUAAAAUUCCGUUUAAAUACUAAAGUUUUAUCAGCUUCCAAAUCUGGUGAUAUCAUCACUGUACAAUUAGAAGGUGUAAAAGACAAUAAGUCUGAGAGUCUUGAUUGUGACACUCUUCUAGUAUGCAUAGGAAGGCGUCCGUACACCACUGGGCUUGGUUUAGAGAAUGUUGGCAUCAAGUUGGAUGAGAAAGGUCGAAUUCCUGUGAAUAAGAACUUUCAGACUUCUGUGCCAAAUAUUUAUGCGAUUGGUGAUUGUAUACCCGGUCCAAUGUUGGCGCAUAAAGCUGAAGAUGAAGGAAUAAUUUGUGUUGAAGGAAUGCUUGGCGGUGCUGUACACAUAGAUUACAAUUGUGUUCCUAGCGUUAUUUACACACAUCCUGAAUGUGCUUGGGUUGGGAAAAAUGAAGAACAAUGCAAAGCGGAGAGUAUCCCCUACAAAGUUGGCAAAUUUCCAAUGUCUGCAAAUUCACGAGCUAAAACUAAUGAUGAAGCUGAAGGACUUUUCAAGGUUUUGGCACAUAAAGAUACGGACAGGCUUUUGGGAGUUCAUUUGCUUGGUCCAUGUGCUGGUGAGCUGAUCAAUGAAGCAGUAUUGGCUAUGGAGUAUGGAGCUUCAGCUGAAGAUGUUGCACGUGUCUGUCAUGCUCAUCCGACUGUGUCUGAAGCUCUUCGGGAAUCCUGUCUCGCUGCAUUUUCUGGCAAAGCUAUCAAUUUCUCAUAGAAAACACACUUUACAAUUCAGAAUUAACGUAUCAAUCGUAUAUUGUUAUCGUAAACGUAAAUAGGAUAAAAUUUCUACAUACACUUUCUGAGUGAAAUUCUUCACCUGCAUAUAUCAAAGUAAUUUCACUUUGAAAUUAUGCUUGAUGUGUACCAAAAAUGCGGCAGUUGAAGGGGAUUGAUGAAUUUUGAAGCAGCUAUUGUACACCUUAUUCUUUUUAGAGGAUCCCUUCUAUUGUUUGUCUUUUUCGCUAUCAGUAAACUAGUUUAUUUACGUAGUUUCCUUUGAACGUGUUUGUUUGUAUGUAUGUAAAACAGAAUGUUUUUAAUACACUAGUUAUUGACUUU